AUGUAUGUAGCGAGAGAUAUCCCUCUGCUUCACCAACUAGCUUCCUUGUCCCACCACUUCUCUCUCUCUCUCACAUAAUUCGCGACUUCUCACUUCUGUGGAGGAAACAGAACCUUAGAAGCAAAGCAACUCAAGAAACAAGGAGAAGGAAUGGCGUUGAAGCUGAACGCCAGCAAUUUUCAGUAUCCAAAAUGCGCUUCUUUUGCUCUCCCGCCGGUGGCGACCAUCAGAUCUCCUAAGUUCUUCAUGGCUUCCACUCUUCGCUCUGGUUCCAAGGAGGUUGACACCGUGAAGAAGCCCUUUAGCCCUCCGCGUGAGGUUCAUGUUCAAGUUACACACUCUAUGCCACCACAAAAGAUUGAGAUUUUCAAAGCUAUGGAAGACUGGGCUGAGAACAAUAUACUGGUUCACCUUAAACCUGUAGAAAAAUGUUGGCAGCCUCAGGAUUUCUUGCCAGAUCCUGCUUCUGAUGGAUUUUACGAUCAAGUCAAGGAAUUAAGAGAAAGAGCGAGGGAGAUUCCGGAUGAUUAUUUUGUUGUUCUAGUUGGAGAUAUGAUCACUGAAGAAGCUCUCCCGACAUACCAAACUAUGCUUAAUACCUUAGAUGGUGUGCGAGAUGAAACAGGGGCGAGCCCCACCUCAUGGGCGAUUUGGACGAGGGCAUGGACUGCUGAAGAGAAUAGGCAUGGGGACCUUCUUAAUAAGUAUCUUUAUCUAUCGGGACGGGUCGACAUGAAACAAAUUGAAAAGACUAUCCAGUAUCUGAUUGGCUCAGGAAUGGAUCCUAGGACAGAGAACAAUCCUUACCUUGGAUUUAUCUAUACAUCCUUCCAAGAAAGGGCUACUUUUAUCUCCCAUGGCAACACCGCCCGGCUUGCCAGGGAGCACGGUGACUUGAAGCUGGCUCAAAUAUGUGGUACUAUUGCCUCGGACGAGAAGCGUCAUGAAACUGCAUACACCAAGAUAGUUGAAAAGCUAUUUGAGAUUGAUCCCGAUGGGACGGUGCUCGCUUUUGCCGACAUGAUGAGGAAGAAGAUUUCCAUGCCAGCCCACUUGAUGUACGACGGACACGACGACAACCUUUUUGAUCAUUUUUCAGCCGUAGCCCAACGGCUAGGAGUCUACACGGCAAGAGACUAUGCUGACAUCUUAGAGCACUUGGUUGGUAGGUGGAAAGUGGAGAAUUUAACGGGAUUAUCAGCAGAAGGGCAGAAAGCUCAAGACUACGUCUGCGGAUUGCCUCCAAGAAUCAGAAGAUUAGAAGAGAGAGCUCAAGGGAGGGCCAGGGCCAAAGAAGUACCAAGAAUCCCAUUUAGCUGGAUAUAUGACAGAGAGGUGCAACUCUGAGUUGACGAUUCAGACAAGCGCCAACAAUUGAUACUACUGGUAAGGAAAAGAGAAAACUGCACUGUACUUUGUUUGCAAUUCCAAUUGUCGUUUUUCAAGUCUCAAAUGUUUUUCGGGGGAAAGAGGCUGUAGAUACUGGUUGGUUCUGUUGUCCUGUCGCUAGAUCUUCGUGUAACGCAGCUCUAGUUAUAAUGUUGGUUCGAUACAUGUUCUGGUUUGUUUUGUCUCUAGCAUUUGUGAUUGCAAACUGUGUAAUGUUGUAAGGCAAUUUUGGUGAAGUCGUCAUUGCUUUCUCCACCGCAAGAAUAAGACUUCUGUUCAUGUUGCAAAGUUUGCUUGAGCAAUAUGCUUUUGAUGAAAAUAAGGUGUGAAAACAUGGUAUGGUU
Messenger RNA from Sesamum indicum (sesame), 1733 nucleotides. Its product is annotated as stearoyl-[acyl-carrier-protein] 9-desaturase, chloroplastic. The record is from RefSeq and is a predicted model, not a curated record. Gene Ontology annotation, cellular component: chloroplast stroma. Gene Ontology annotation, biological process: fatty acid biosynthetic process. Gene Ontology annotation, molecular function: stearoyl-[ACP] desaturase activity. Lineage: Eukaryota; Viridiplantae; Streptophyta; Magnoliopsida; Lamiales; Pedaliaceae.